Hyaloperonospora brassicae is the source of this 867-nucleotide messenger RNA. NCBI's taxonomy places the organism in Eukaryota, Oomycota, Peronosporomycetes, Peronosporales, Peronosporaceae. The record is from the annotation of a GenBank genome assembly.
AUGCGGCGAUUUCUACUGCUUUGCGUCGACUUUGAUGAGACCAUCACGCGACGCGACACGAUCUCGCUGCUCCUGCAGCUGUCCUCGUGCUCGGCAAUGUGUCAGCAGCAGCUCGUCACGCAGUAUGUGGACGAGAUGAGCGAGUUUCUCGAGGCCUACAAUGCCAAGUGGGAGUUGUGUACCAGCGUGACUCGAGGUGUCGAUGCGGUGGGGUUACACGCGUUUCUAAAGGGGUACGCUGCAACGGACCUGCGCUCGCUGGAGCGAGUCGUCAAGAGUCGAGCGCUGGAGGGCAUUUGUCAUUGCGAUGUCGCACAGGCUGCGAGUACAGUGCCGAUCCGACCGCAUUGUGCCGAGACGCUCGCAGCUGUGGACGAGUGGACGGUCAUUUCUGCCAACUGGAGCACCCGUCUCGUGUCUUCCGUGUUGACGCAAUCGGGCAUUUCUAUCGCUCCUUUGGACACGGCGGCUAUCGUGGGCAAUGAAAUGCACGUGGAUGCCCACGGCGUGACGACUGGAGCGAUCGACGUGAAGGUGCAAUCUCCUGCAGAUAAAGCACGCUGUGUCAAGGCAGCGCGGUUGAAGCGUGCAGAGAUGCAACCGACCGUCAUGUACGUCGGGGACAGCGCAAACGAUGUGCUGGCUAUGCUUGAAGCGGAUGUGGGCGUUUGGCUCGUUGUCGACAGCACGUCAUCAUCGUCUUUGCUCGGUCGACUGCUGAGAGCUUAUCGCAUUGACGUCCGACCACUGAUGACCUGCAGCUCGAUCGCAGAGUGUGUUGCGACGACGUCACGCAGACCGACGGUGUUUACGAUGACGGACUGGGCGCAGCUGAAGGAGCUUGUGGAGAAAGCGCAUUCGGAAUAG